Molecule: messenger RNA, 1008 nt
Organism: Schizophyllum commune H4-8
Lineage: Eukaryota; Fungi; Basidiomycota; Agaricomycetes; Agaricales; Schizophyllaceae
Exons: 1
Coding region: 1-1008 (335 amino acids)
Source: RefSeq, a predicted model, not a curated record
AUGGCACGCCGCUCAGGUUAUCCCGCCACUUCUGCUGCUGCUUCCACAACCAACUUCCACAACACCCUAUCCCCUCAGUCUUCGAUAAUUCUCUCGAAUGAACCACCAUCCUCUACGCCACGCGUGACUCGCAAGGUCAAGUAUGACUUACCAGAAAUCGGCAAGCACAAGGCUGUCAUCCCCUGGGUCGAGAUGGCUAGCGGCGUCUAUCGCAACAGCGACCUUGUCCGCACGCUCUCUCGUGUGUUUGCGAUCUCCGAUUUCAACCUCACCGAGUCCACCGUCGUCUUUGCUGAUGGUGAGCCCAAGGAUUGCUACCCGCGUGCCACCGUUCCCACUGGUGGCGUCGAGCUCUUCGUCUCCACCCCCGAGCUCAUGAAGGCCGCCGUGACGUACCUGCUCGACCCGCGCUGCGCUGUCGACAUCUCCCGAGCGCGCAAGCUCAAUCUCCUGCAACGCGGCGCGCCCGGGCCCAACGAACACAACCCCGCCGUCGCCGCCGCGCUGGUGCGCAAGAUGCACAAAACCCUCGAGAGCCUGAACAUCUCGUCCCCCUGGCUCGACGGCCGGAGGAUGAUGGGCUGGUCCCCUCUCUCGCUUGCGCCCUCCUUGCGCUUCCUGCGCUUCACGUUCGACCGCCACCGCGACCGGCGCUACGCCCCCGAAGUCCUGCGCGAGGUCUUCCGGGACCUGACGCACGCCAUCCCACUCGAAGAACUCUACGUCGAGCUCACGCUGCCACUCGCGGCACCGCCCGAGCUGCACUAUCUGGGCCAGCCGGCACCCAAGAAUGACGACAACGACCUCAGCCAAGAGCCGAAAUGGAGGGCGUUCGCCAUGACUCUUGGGGCGAAAACAAAAUUCUUGAAGAACUUCAAGGGCGCUGACAUCGUGGUGAUCGGCGAAGGCGCGGACAACCUGGAGGAGUGGCUCGAUGAUCUGAAGAAAAGGGAUAUGGUCACGGUUUGGCGGGAGGGCACCAUUGACCCCGAUCAAUGGCAGUUUUGA